Molecule: messenger RNA, 3202 nt
Organism: Sorex fumeus (smoky shrew)
Lineage: Eukaryota; Metazoa; Chordata; Mammalia; Eulipotyphla; Soricidae
Gene: SLAIN1
Product: SLAIN motif family member 1
Exons: 8
Coding region: 232-2184 (650 amino acids)
Biological process (GO): microtubule nucleation; positive regulation of microtubule polymerization; cytoplasmic microtubule organization
Cellular component (GO): microtubule plus-end
Source: RefSeq, a predicted model, not a curated record
UGGAGGGACGCUCUGAGCAUGUGCAGAGCAGCUCGGCGGCGGCUGCCUGGGCCAGAGUCUGGGGCCCGGUGCUGAUGCGAAGAGCCGCGCCGGCCGCCGCCCCAGCUCGCUGCGCGUCCCCGGCCGCGGUGGCCGAGCCGGAGCCCUAAGCCUCCCCGCGGCCCCGGGAGCCGACCGCCGCGCGCGCACCCCGCAGCGUCCUCGGCGGCGGUGCUGCCGCGGGAGCCCACGAUGAUGGCGGAGCAGGUGAAAUGCGUCUCGCCGGGGGGCGGCUCCGGCGCGGGCUCCGGGCCCGUGGUGAACGCCGAGCUGGAGGUGAAGAAGCUGCAGGAGCUGGUGCGCAAGCUGGAGAAGCAGAACGAGCAGUUGCGGAGCCGCGCGGCCAGCGCGGCCGCCGCCCCGCACCUGCUGCUGCUGCCCUCGCCGCCGCCCGCCGCACCGCCCCCUGCCGGGGCCUGCAGCCCGCUGAGUCCGCGGAGCCCCCCGGCCGCGGCCGCCGCUGCCUCGGGGGGCCUGGCUCUCGGCUUGGCGCUGGGCGCCGGGGGCGGCGGAGGAGGCGGCACCAGCAGCGGUGGCAGCAGCGGCAGCAGCGGCGGCGGCUCCAGCCCCGCGUUCCCGGGCACCUACUGCCUGCCCAGCCCGGCGCCCUCCCUGCUCUGCAGCCUGGCGCAGCCCCCCGAGGCGCCCUUCGUCUACUUCAAGCCCGCCGCGGGCUUUUUCGGCGCGGGCGGCGGCGGGCCGGAGCCGGGGGUCGCGGGCUCGCCGCCGGGGGUCGCCGCCACGCCGCCCUCGCCGCCCCCCACGCUGCUCGACGAGGUGGAGCCGCUGGACCUGGACAGCGUGGCCGCCUGGCGGGACGGAGACAACUACACCUGGUUAUAUGUUGGCUCUUCCAAGACAUUCACAUCGUCUGAAAAAUCCCUGAAUCCUUUGCAGUGGUGUAGACAUGUCCUCGAUAAUCCGACUCCGGAGAUGGAAGCAGGAAGGCGUUCCCUGUGCUUCAGACUGGAGCAAGCUAACCGAUGGCGGAGUCUCUUCUCUUCAAAUGUCUCCCUGGCUUUUCCCUAUAGUCCUGUUGCAAGACUCAGCCCUUAUAGCAAUGGCAUUAAUACUUCCAGCUUCUCUAAAACUUCAAAUAAAGCAAUACUAACACCUGAACGAACAGGUUAUACCUCCAGGGGGUCCCCCCUCAGUCCCCAGUCAUCAAUCGACAGUGAGCUGAGCACUUCCGAAUUGGAGGAUGACUCGAUCUCCAUGGGUUAUAAGCUACAGGACCUCACUGACGUACAGAUCAUGGCACGUCUGCAGGAAGAAAGUCUCAGGCAAGAUUAUGCUUCUACGUCAGCAUCAGUGUCAAGACACAGUUCCAGUGUGUCCUUGAAUUCGGGAAAGAAGGGGACUUGCAGUGAUCAAGAAUUUGAUCGCUUUAGCCUGGAGGAUGAGGAAGAAUUUGAUCAUUUGCCACCACCCCAGCCUCGCCUUCCCAGGUGUGCAACUUUCCAAAGAGGAAUCCCCCAUUCCCAGACUUUCUCCAGCAUCCGGGACUGUCGAAGGAGCCCCAGUUCCCAGUAUUUCCCUUCCAGCAGUUACCAGCAGCAGCAGCAACAGCAGUAUUACUCACCUCAAGCCCAAACUCCAGAUCAGCAACCAAAUAGGACUAGUGCAGACAAGCUCCGGAGAAGCAUGCCCAACCUUGCCCGCAUGCCCAGCACCACCACUGUCAGCAGCAGCGUCACUUCUCCAGUCACCGUGCGAAAUAGUCAGAGUUUCGACUCCAGUUUGCACGGAGCUGGAAACGGAAUUUCAAGGAUACAGUCUUGUAUUCCAUCCCCAGGGCAGCUGCAGCACCGGAUCCACAGCGUGGGGCACUUCCCGGUAUCGGCCCGGCAGCCCCUGAAAGCCACAGCCUAUGUGAGCCCCACGGUGCAGGGCAGCAACAGCUUGCCCUCGUCCAACAGUGGCCUGCAGCUCUACCCAUCCACGGGCAUCCCUGCCCCCAGCAAAGCCGCGUCCUCUGGGAUCGGGCCCCGCAGCUCGCUUCCCAGACCCUCUUUGGCAAUAAAUGGAAGUAACCUGCCUCGAAGCAAAAUUGCACAGCCUGUGAGAAGUUUCCUUCAGCCUCCAAAGCCUCUGUCUUCGCUCAGCACUCUGAGGGAUGGAAAUUGGAGAGAUGGUUGCUACUGAUGCUGUUCUAUUCUGCCCUUGGAGUGCGGAAAGGAAGUGUGGAAAUGAGGGUGGUGUUACCUAGCGGGCUGGGUAACAGUGGGUGUCGGGGAUAUUCUUUCCCUUUUGCAUUUUAACAUUACUGCAUUGUUUUUCAAUGGACCAAUCACCAGAGACUAAUUAUUGCACUUAAAUAUUUGCCUGAGGUACUGCAGCAUUCUCCAAACCCACAAUUGCAGUAUUGUGACACUUAGAUCUAGGAAGUUUUUGUAGAACUGCUACGUAUCUGGAAUACUUUUUUUGAGAGAAUCAAGAUGUAUCAGUAAUUCUUUCUUUGCCAUAUGAUUUUUUUUUUAAAGAAACCUGUUCACUGUACUUACAUGUUCUAAACAUCUUCACAUUCCAUGUUCUGUAUUUUAAUACUCUGCAUAUCUACCACUAGGUUCUAUGAUACAUGCUUUGGACUUUACUUUUUUAUAGUUUACAGGAAUUUUUAUUUUUUGUGCCUAUUUCUUUUUACACCUAUGUGAACCAUGACGAAACACCUUAAAUUUUGUGCCAUAAAAAUAUUUUUGUGGUAAGGUACUAUUUUUUUAGCUCUAGCGAUAUAUCAACAAAAAUUCACCAUUCCAAUUUGAGAGACACAAUGUUAUGUUGAAAGAGCACAACAUAAUCUGAAGCAUUGCCAGGAGAUAGCCAGACAGCAGUUUUUAAGUUUCGUCAUUUUCAUUAUUAAUUUAUUGUCAUACCUGGGUUUCAUAUUUUACAGUGGCAUCACAGGCUCAAUGAACUCAGUACCUGCGAUGAUUACUACUGGACCACCAUUGGUUUUUAAUACUUUAUUACAGAGGAUGAAACUGUAAUGUUUUAUUAACAAUGCUUCUGGAAAUGAAUGCAUUUUAAAGCAAAUAAAUCUUUUUGAUAGACCUUUUACAAAAUCCAUUUGCACUAACGAAUGCUUUCUUAUGGGAUAUGACUUAAUAUUUGUUACUGUGUACACUGCUGUUUUGGAAUGUUCAGAAAUAAAGACUAUUUCAGC